GAGUGAGCAUCCGGAGAAGAAUGUUUGUAUCCGUUUUCCGUUUCGGUUUGAAGUUAAAACUAGCAAUGGUUGAAGCCCACCACCCAGGGCAAGCCCUCUUCUCAUUGUUACCCUCAGGAAGGGGGUACAGAUGCCUGAAGGCUCACACUCAGCGAUUCAGGAACAACUCUUCCUCUCUGCCAUACGAUUUCCAAAUGGACAUUGAACCCAUGAACCCAUGCCACUCCUUCUGUUUUUUGUGCACUACUUAUUUUAAUUUAACUAUUUAAUAUACAUAUAUAGUUACUGUGAUUCAUUUUUCUAUACUUAACACGUAUUGCAUUGUACUGCUGCCCGCAAAAUUAACAAAUUUCACGACAUGUGCCGGUGGUGUGAAACCAGAUUCUGAUCCUGACACCCUUAAUAAUUCUGAUCGUCUGCUCUCCUUUCUGAACCUUUUUAGGUCAAUCUUUCGGUCAUGUGCCUACAAUCGCCGAAAACACUAGGCAGCAUUUUAUUCGGAAGCGCUGUAGGGUAACUUUAAUUUCGUCUAAUUUCAAAUAAAGUUAAUAUAAUUAACGUAUUUGUCUCCUCCUUGCACUGCCUGAGCCAACAUAGGUUUGCAAGAGCAACCCCACCCCUUCUCUUUUCAUCAUUACCAGUAACGUAGGCUGUUCUUGCGUUUACCGUAAUUCCAGCCCCUUUGCUGUGAUCUUACCCGUUUAUUGGGACGAACAGGAAGUGAAGGAGAGGCAUAAUAAGCCUGCCUCCCGGAAGACGCAACAGAAAAAAUAUUUGUGGUGGGGUGUUUGCAACAUCAGUUGCGAGGGAGUCCUGCAAUCAGUCCCGGAGUACACUUUUUCUGUCCACCCCCGUAUUCCUGAACCGAGCUGAAGGAUGAUCCUGGAUCGAGGGACCGAGAACUCGAGCGACAGCUGCGAAGGCGAGAACUGGCUGGGGUCGAGCCCCAUCAACCUGGGCUCCUUCUACCAGAGUUCGCCCACGGCCAGCGAGCCGCGCUCGCCCGCCUCGCCGCAGUCCGAGGCGUCCAGCUCCAGCGUCCCAUCCCCAGAGUCCUGUUCAGGGACAAAGGCUCUGAAACAGCCCUUCCAGGGAGUCAGGGUAAAGAACCCUGUGAAGGACCUCCUUAAUUAUUUCAGGAGCACCCGCUCAGGCACCAAGCUGGAAAGUCACUUGCCUCAGUCAAACUCAUCAGAAGAACAAUUUUCUCAAAUAAGAGAUAUCCUGAAUUGCCGAAAGAGAUCAGCUUUGGAGAACCUGAUCGAUGCACCUCCAUAUAAACAAUCUGCACCACCUGUAUCAUCCUAUCCAUUGACUCCACCCCAGACUCCAAACUCUGAGAAUUCAGAUGGAUGCCAUAAAACCGAAUCAAGAAAUGAUGUAAAUCCAGAUGUUCUUGAGGCUAUAAUAAACAUGUUGCAGAAUGAUGCCCAUGAGAUUUCUCUGAAUACAGUUCAGGUCAACUGGGCCAAGAAUAAUCAUGCUCCUCAAAGAGAUGAGAAAUUGCACAACAACAGUUAUAUGCAGGAACUAAGCGACUGCCAACUAUCCCCUGAACGGUGCCAGGAAUUUCAGCCAUACCCAGUGCAGAGUCCUCCACAAAUCUCUGGACAACAGGAGGGGCUUCAGCCACUUCAAGUUCUUGCCAGUAGACUGGACCAAGAUUUUCAACAGAUCCCAAAUGAUAUUCGAGGCCUUCCUUUUCCAGUGCAUCUGAAUCCAUCCAUGCCCAAUGAGUUCUCAUUUUUUCCAGUUAGUCAUCAAAUUGUGGGCAGUCCGCAACCAUCUGAAUGUUAUAUGCAAGCUUGUGGAUCUCUACAGCCCAACUCCCAGGGUGAUGUAUUACAGCCUGCCUCCUUGUACUAUUCAUCACAAUGUCAAGGCAAGUCCUUCUUUGAAUGGCAACUUGAACAAGAAGAGAAGAAGUUGUCCCAUCUUACUCAAGAGCAACUUCUUUCCAAAGACUCUGAUGGUGAUACUCUUUUACACAUUGCUGCUGCACAGGGUAGACGUGCUCUUGCCUAUGUCCUUGGAAAGAAGAUGGCUGCAGUUAAUAUGAUCGAUGUUAAAGAACACAAUGGUCAGAGUGCUUUGCAAGUAGCUGUUGCUGCCAACCAGCACUUGAUUGUUCAGGACCUAAUAACCCUUGGAGCACAAGUGAAUACUUCGGAUCGCUGGGGCAGAACGCCACUGCAUGUAGUUGCAGAAAAGGGUCACUUUCAAGUGCUUGUGGCCAUUGAAAAAGGAAUUAUACGAAAUUGUCAGCAUCUCAAUCUGGAAACUACAAACUUUGAUGGCAUGACUGCUCUGCAUUGUGCAGUCCUGGCCCAGAACCGUGUGGUGCAUGAACUUCAGAAUAAAAUUCAACAGCAUCCUUGUUCUCUUGAGACACAGGAGCUGUCCAUGAAAAGCAAGAACUUAUUGGACACCAUUAAAACCUUAUUACAAAUGGGAGCAUCUAUUGAAACUCGGGAUCGGAAAAGUGGUCGCACUCCUCUGCAUUUGGCUGCAGAAGAAGCAAAUGUUGAUCUUUUGCGUUACUUUCUCGAGCAACCAACCAGUCUGAAUGUUGUAAAUGCUAAGGCUUAUAAUGGGAACACUGCACUUCAUGUUGCAGCUGGCAUGCAGGACCGGGUCAGUCAGGUAGAUGCUGUCCGGCUUCUGAUGAGAAAGGGAGCAGAUCCCAGUGCCAGAAACUUGGAGAAUGAACAGCCAGUACAUCUUGUGCCGGACGGUUUAAGAGGAGAAGAAGUCAAGCGCAUUUUGAAGGGGAGAGCUGCUCAGUCAAGAGUGCCAUUCUUCUGACUUCCUAUUUUGGGAAGUUUGCUGUCACCCUCACUGUCAGUUAGGCAGUCUUGUUAGUUUUGUAUAGAGAUAUUUGCGAGUUAUGUGCAAAUGUGUGUUGUUUCUGUGAAAGAAACUUUAAUUGUUGACUACUGUGUAGUACUUUAAAAAACAUACUAAUGGUAGUAUUAACCGUUUUAUCUUGCUUUAGCAUAAGCAUAAGGGAUUCAGUUGACUUUAGAUCAAGUGGCCUGGAUUUUGUAGUCAGAAGUGAACUGAUUGCUCCAGGUUGAAGUGAAUCGACCAUAAAUUGUGCCUCCCCUUUUCCUGCAUUAGUUUGUGACUGUAACAUUGCAAUCAAUCUCACUGAAGAGUUCUUGUGAACGAAAGAAAGGGCAUCUGUCUUAGAUUUUAAACACAUCAGAGCACAAAAUGAAAGUCGUAAUACACGUCAGGUCAGGGCUGAAACAAAAUUUAAAAUAUUUCAUAAUGCACUUUUGAAAUAUUGAAUUGUAAUCCACAGAAAAAAAGGAGUAAGUUUGCUAAUUAGUAAAAACCAUUUAUAAUGUUGUUCGAAAGCUCACUUGCAUCUUCAGCAAAACAGUACAUUAUUUUAAGGUGUUUAUCAGCAAGGACCAUAUGUAAAUGUUGGAUUGUAUUUUACUUAAUUACAUUUGAAAAGGCUAAGUAAUGCAGCUUGUAGAAGAACAUUAGUAACAAACUGACAUUAUAAUAAUACACUGGUUGGCAAUUUUGUACUCGAUACAAAUGGCAAAAUCCAGGACAUUAUUGAUUAAAAAUUGUAAUGCAUGGGAUCAGUGUGACAUAUAAUAUUCAGAUGCAUAUCUUAUCUUAACUUCAAAAUUGCAACUUGAAUAUAUUUAAUUAUCUUUGUAAUUUUUGCUCUAAACCAGGUGUGCAUCAGUGGGUGUUGUUUGUUCAAACUUACUUCAUCCAGUAAGUUGGUAGAACAUUUGGGUCACUAUGUUCAGGUGAAACAAUGCACGUAGUUUGAAAAAGAGUUGAUAAGGGGUGAAGGGCAUUUCUGUUUUUAAAUACUGACAUUUCGAGAUUUGUCGUGAUUCAUCCACUUGUGUGAAUAGAACUUUUUGGGUCUAGCCACAUGUACCAUUGAUGCAAUGAAAGCAUAUUACUUCUGCAAACUGUAAGUUUUCUACUUGGGAAAUGGCUUACUUUUUGAUUUUUUUAUAUUUAUAUAUUCCUUUUAACAGGAAGGACUAGCCAGGUUUAUCGCAUGCAUUUGUCUAGGAGAUUCUGAGAUUGGUAGAUCUACUAAUUAAUAGUUUUGGGAUUUUUUUAAGUGUGAGGAUUGUUAUUAGGAAGAAAGAGGUUUCAGGAAAAUAAGAGGUAGAGUAUGGAAAUUAUUAAAGUUAAGCACUGAUUCUCAGAUUUUGAUUGAGGGAGAAAGUGACAAGUGGAUUGAGACUUUUGGAUUGGUGUACAAGUGUUACAUAUCCACUUCCUGAAUUCCUUAGGUAUAUAAAUGUAUUUUGUAUUCUUUAAUGUUUGUAUCUACAGGUAUAUGAUCAUAGUUCUCAUUGAGGAAAAUCUUGUAUUUCCUAAUUCAGUAUGCCUGAUCCAAAUUUUUUUCUUAUGAUAUUUAACUUAGUUUUUAAGCUAACUUUGUUGAUAAUGAAAUUAACUUUUUAAUCAUUAAAUCUACACCAUAUUUCAACUUUGUACAUUUAAAGUGCUAAUAAUUUGAUAUUUGGGGGUAUUUUGGUAAAUCAAUGAAGUAUGUCUUGUGGACAGAUUUUCACUGUUAGUUUAUGCAACAUUACAUUAAAGAUUUUAUGUAUUGGC
This is a messenger RNA of Hypanus sabinus (Atlantic stingray), 4608 nucleotides long. RefSeq names its product nuclear factor of kappa light polypeptide gene enhancer in B-cells inhibitor, zeta (gene nfkbiz). Gene Ontology annotation, biological process: regulation of gene expression. The transcript has 12 exons. Gene Ontology annotation, molecular function: DNA binding; POU domain binding. Bases 877 to 2805 code for a protein of 642 amino acids. Lineage: Eukaryota; Metazoa; Chordata; Chondrichthyes; Myliobatiformes; Dasyatidae. The record is from RefSeq and is a predicted model, not a curated record. Gene Ontology annotation, cellular component: nucleus.